Messenger RNA from Megalops cyprinoides (Indo-Pacific tarpon), 2689 nucleotides. Its product is annotated as long-chain fatty acid transport protein 6. NCBI's taxonomy places the organism in Eukaryota, Metazoa, Chordata, Actinopteri, Elopiformes, Megalopidae. The record is from RefSeq and is a predicted model, not a curated record. The transcript is spliced from 10 exons. Gene Ontology annotation, molecular function: long-chain fatty acid-CoA ligase activity; long-chain fatty acid transmembrane transporter activity. The coding region runs from base 58 to 1926 and encodes 622 amino acids.
CUUUCAACUUUGCCUUAACUUCUUCGUUCUUCGUUGGAAAGUUCACUUGGCUUUUUUAUGACGAUGUUACCUUGGGUGUUUACGACAGUAGCCGCUGGACUCCUUGCGCUGCUGGUCUUUCAAAGAAUGUUUUACCCUCACUUCUGGGAUGAUUUGAUUUAUUACCUAAAACUUCGAAAAAUCGGACGGGUGAUGAGGUGUAGGAUGAAGCAGGGGGUCAUCACUUUCCUCGACUGCUUUGUUCAUCAGGCAAAGAAGACCCCUGACAAACCGUUCAUUAUUUACGAGGGUCAAGUUCUUACGUACCGAUGCGUGGAUAGAAGGAGCAACAGAGUGGCACAGGUAUUCAGGACAGUGGGUCGCGUGAAAAAGGGAGACAUUGUCGCGCUCCUGAUGAGCAAUGAACCCGAUUUCAUUUGCGUUUGGUUCGGACUCAGCAAGCUGGGCUGCGAGGUCGCGUUUCUGAACUUUAACAUCAAAUCCAAGUCACUUCUUCACUGUAUCCAGAGCUGCGGAGCUAAAACACUCGUCGUAGGCUCAGAUUUGCUGAAUUCUUUAGAUGAGGUGCGCAUUUCUCUACAGGACAGCGGAAUUGAUUUGUGGGUGGUGGAUGAGGGUUCCCCUCAUGAAGGGGUGACCUCAUUACUGGACAAACUGGAGACAGCGUCAGAAGAACCCCCUCCUGCUGAGGAGCCCCCUCAGACAGACAUCAUGUCCAACUUCCUGUUCAUAUUCACGUCCGGGACAACAGGGCUUCCAAAAGCUGCACGCAUCAGUCACCUGAAGGCCGUGAUGUGCCUGUGUUUUCUGCGGAUGUGUGGAGCCACAGCCGAGGACAAUGUGUACAUCGCUCUCCCGCUCUACCACAUGUCGGCCUCCCUCCUAGGAAUUGGGGGAUGCAUUGAGCUCGGAGCUACUUGCAUUUUGAAAAAGAAGUUUUCUGCCAGCCAGUUUUGGAAGGAUUGCCAGAAAUACAAUGUCACAGUGUUUCAGUACAUCGGAGAACUUUGUCGCUACCUGAUUAACCAGCCCAAGGUCGCCGAGGAGUCCACUCACCGAGUCCGCAUUGUUGCCGGCAGUGGCCUGAGGUCAGACGUGUGGCGGGAGUUCACCAGGCGCUUUGGGAAAAUCCAGAUCCGCGAGGCAUACGGCCUGACGGAGGCCAGUAUCGGCUUCGUCAACUACACCAGCGAAAUUGGGCCCAUUGGACGGGCUGGUUAUUUUAACAAGCGCAGUUUGCCGUUUGAAUUCCUGAAGUAUGACCCGGUAACAUACGAGCCAAUCAGAACAGAAACAGGACGCUGUGUAAAAGCCAGUAAAGGAGAAACAGGUAUUCUGGUGGCUCCGGUGUCAGCCAUGAAUCCCUUCCUGGGCUAUGCGGGAAACAAGAUGAUGUCCGAGAAGAAACUCCUGCGAGACGUCUUCAAGGAGGGGGACGUUUACUUCAACACGGGCGAUCUCAUGCUCCAAGACCACCGAGACUUUGUGUACUUUCGGGACCGGAUAGGGGACACCUUCAGGUGGAAAGGAGAGAACGUGGCCACCACGGAGGUGUCAGAGAUCUUAGGCAGCCUGGAUUUCCUGCAGGAAGUGAACGUGUAUGGAGUGAGCGUACCAGGUUAUGAAGGCAGGGCAGGUAUGGCAGCUAUUGUCCUGAAACCAGAUCAGUCUUUGGAGGGCAAAAAACUCUACAGCCAUUUGGUGAAGAACCUUCCAGUAUAUUCCUGGCCCUGGUUCCUUCGGAUUCAAAUGGCCUUGGAUGUUACAGAAACGUUUAAACAACAGAAAGGAAAGCUGGUCCAAGAAGGAUUCUGCCCACAGGUGGUUCAGGACCCUCUCUAUUUCCUGGACACCACAGAGAAAACCUACGUUCCCCUUACUGAAGCCCUGUACAACGACAUAAUCUCUGGCAAGAUAAGACUUUAAAACCAAGCAGAGUGGGCCGUAACACACAGAGCAAAAAGAUCAAUACUGUUAUGUAAUCCACUUUAACCUGCCAUCUCUAAGUCUGGUACAUGUGGGUGUCAGUCCAGCCAUGCGGGCUCAAACUUUUCAUUUAUAUAGUUUUAAUAUGCAUUGACAGCAUUUAAGUGUAUAGUCCACCUACUCCAACAACCUUUGAACUUAAGAAAAUGGUUGUUGUGUUGUGCCUGGUCAGUGUUUAAUCCCUGCACUGUUUUUAGACAGUGAAGUACGUGGCCAAAUGGAUUGAGAUUCUCUGGGACAAGGGUCAAAGACAGUGCACUUAAGAGGUACCAAUGAUCAGUCUCUGAGAAAAAAAAAAUCAAUACUUGAGGUUGCAAACAUGCACUAUAUUAUGUUUAUAACUAGAUAUCCAUUUGAGGUUCUCCUGGAAAAUGAGAAAACAGUUCAAAAUUAAACCCACAAAAAAGGGGGUGAGUGGGGGGCAGAACCCAAGCACAUGGCAUGCAAAUAGUAAUUGUGAUUUAUGAAUGACAGACACUAAACACUAAACACUUUCCCUGGGGUUAUCCUCUUCAGAAAACAACUGUGGGCUCUCUUAAAAACAAAAACAAAAGCAGGUACCCCAGAUCUCUUGGACAAUAUGUUGUUUUUAUUAUGAUAUUUAACUUUAUUGUCUUAUUCAUGUAUCAAAGAACAUAUAAUAAUAAUAAUAUAGAUUGUUAUACCUUGAUUUUAAGAUGCACAGUAUACAGGGUAUCAGUGU